GAGUUGCGGAGCGGUGAGGAUGGGGAGAGGAAGGGAGUAACAGCAGCGAGAGGGAGUGGGAGGAAGAAAGAGCGAGAGGAUAGGAGGCAGAGCAGCGCAGUGCAGGGGGGGAGAGAGAGCGAUGUACGAAACCUCCACCGCUGCCGAGCCAGAGAGACGACGGCAGCCGGAGAGAGAACACCGACACCGGAGAGGCCCUAGGCUGCUCAGAGGCCGGCCGGCGAGGGGGUGAGAGGCUCCGGAGCUCCACAACCGAGGAGGGAGGAGGGAGGAAAAAGGCAGGGAGAUAAAAUAAUCAGGAUCCAGCAGGGGGAAGAAGAGGAGUGGGUGGGUGGCUGAGAAAAGUUUUGGAGGCAGAGUGGGAGAAGGAGAAGAUCAGAGCGCUGGCGUUCAUGGCAAAGACAGGAGGAGGUUCAUGGAAGAAGAGGGGGAAGUCCUGUUCUCCUUCGUUCUGUGAUUCUGCCGGACACCAUCCAUCACCAUGUUCUCUGACAGCGGGGCUCCGGUAUCUGGGGAGCAGAAAGCCUUCAAGCCCCACGCCCCUCACUUCAUCCCCUGGCUGCGCAGUAGUCUGAAGCCCCACCACAGCAGCGACCUGGGGCUUAACGGACCCUACAAGUCCGGCUCGGAGGCCCGAAACAGCCUGACCCCGCUGGAGAGGGCCAAAGGAAUCGGGUUCUUCUCCAUCCCGGGGAAGGAGCGGGCGAAGAAGGCCGAGCUCCGGUGCAAUGGCGUGGGGAUGGCGAGGAUGCUGCCGGUGGUGCUGAGGGGCCACCACAUCCUGAAGCAGACCAAAGAGCCCAGCGCGGAGAUCAACUCAGGGGACGGACCUCAGGGCAACGCCUCCUCCACCCCUCAGGAGAACCACACCUUGGUGAGGAACCACCUGAGCCUGAGACGCCCGCAGAACAACGGGGCUUCAGGGAGGAAGUAUGGGCCCCUGGUGGGACCUCCACCGGUCCCUCUGCCUGCACUGCUCACCGAGGAGAAAAACUGCAAGGCGCCUGCUCUGAUGGAGGACCGGAGGGGGAAGGCUUGGGAUGGAAACACCUCCUACCACCACAGAGAGCUCCGGUCCUCCAGCUGGCUGAGCUCAGACACUCAGGGACUGAUGGAGAAGCAGCAGAGCUUCAGCUCCAGCUUCAGCUAUAUCAACAAACACCGCAAGAGCUCCCAGAGCCAGAGGGACCUGAGGGAACCACCUGUGGAGGGCUUCACCGGGCCCCUCAAUGGAGUCAUCUUCUCCACAGAGGUUCCCCACAGAGCCCUGGGCUGCACCACGACGCUACGAGGCCCCCGGAGGCCCAACUCAGAGUGGAUCGCCAUCCUGGGCCAGAACCAGACGUGGGUGCAGCCCAGACCCAACAAGGACGGGGAAUCGGUGAAGAAGGAGGCGGGAUGCAGCCGGAAGGUGGUUCAGAACCAGAUUAAACGAGUAGUGGACAAUCUGGAGCAGGUUCUCAAAGCCCUGAGGGACGUUCACCAGGAGAUGAAGGAGGUUGUGCAGCAGAUCGACUAUCUAACAUCGUCCAUCGAUCUGAAUGAAGAGGAGCAGCAGGAGGCCGGAGGAGACGGAGCCAAGCCUCCCAGCGACAGCAGCUACAGUUCAGGUUCCAACUCCAGCGAGGUGACGGUGGGCAGCUCCAUCCAGAGGCCCUCCGAGCCUGAAAACCUGCCAGGAACCAUGGAGUCUUCUGGCUUCCUCUGGAGGAACCAUCCCUGCAGGAGCCAGUCUCCAGUCUUAGCAACUCUAUCGGAGAGGAGUCGGACUCUGCGGUUCACCUGCAGCGUGGGGUCUCCUCCCAGACAGGGUGGGCUGCUGCAGUGCUCCAAUAACCUCCCAUCCCGCGAUCUGUCUCCACAAAGAAGCCUCCCGGUUCGGCCUCCCACUCCCGGUCUCUCGCCUCUCACGGUAAACCUCCAUCCUCCCGGCAGCCCCGGUUCUCAGCCUUCCUCCCCCGCGGCUUCGUCCUCCUCCGUCAGAGUCUCCCCUCUGUCUCCAAAGCCUCACCCACCUCCAGCCCUCAGCCCUUCUGUCAUCAUAGAGACCCCACAAAGCCCUUCUGCUGCCGGCUGCCCACCCACCGACUGGAUCAAAGAGCAGCGAGCGGCGGGACCGCCACACCCGAGCGCCGCCUCUGCAGCCAAACCACCUGCAGCUCAAGGCCGUAGGGGUCGCAAGCCGCCGCCGUACCCCCACCACAGACUCUCCGAACAAACAAAGAAGGCGAAGGAGCCCCGCGAGGCUCCACCGUACCCCGAGAAGAGAAGGCUGCUCUCGACCACAGUGUGAGCAGGAGGGGCGGAGGCCGAUCGAACACAUUCACAGCACCAGCCGCAAGUCUGCAGGAGGGAGGGCGAAUCGAGGCUCGCCGAGCUGAGCCGAGUUUCCAAGGUGAUGGGAUGCAGACGCAACUCGAGGAUCUGGAUGUGAUUAUUUCCACACUUGGCUGAUGACAAUGGGACAAAAGGAAGCAUUUCCUCGAUGCCAGAGGAUCCAGACGGAUGUGAGCAACCAAAAGGUGGUGCGGUUUUGUUCAGAAGUCGGCUCAACUUGUUCCCCUCUGUGGAGAAUCUGCAGUUAAUUACUUCAUGACCUGGAACCAAAAUCUCCAGUAUCGGUACCACUCAAGGGCACGGAGCCAGAGCAGGAGGAGGAAACAUGUGCUCUCGCUAAUGACACGCCUUCAGGACCGUCCUUGCCGGGGGAAGGAGGCGUGUCAAGGUGUGCUUCACUUCACAGACGACCACAUCAGACAAAAGCCACCGAGCUCCAACCGAGUCCGGGCAGUAACCUUCCGCCGAGGAAACUUCACGAGCAAAAGGCAGCAAAACAAUAAAAAAAUAAGUUUUCCAUGCUACCACGUGACUGCGAUGGUUUGUCAAAGUCGGUACACCAGCUGGGAUGCAGCCCGAGCCUUCGUUAGAGCACAAUGCAGCUAAAAAUGAGCAGGUACAUGUGGCGCACAUUAUGGGUCGCCAUGGAAACAUAAGUAUUAUUAGAGGGGGUAAAGCAACAGCGGGGUCCACGGUGCAGGUGGCAGCAUGUUUUAUUCAGCUCCAGUCGGGGCUGCGUGGUCAGGUUCUGUCUGCCAGGUGAUUUUUAUCAACAGUGCGGAGAAUUCUGCAUCAUCAGGCUACAAAAAUCCUGCAGGAGCUUAAUUUGGAAACACUGCUGGUUGACGUUUGGUGGCAAAAACACAACAUUAUUUGUUCCUAAUUUAUUGAUUUAAGCUUUUACAGCAGCUGACUUUUUCUAGACGGGGAAGAAAUAAUCACACUAAACCUGCAACUAUUAAAGGUGGAGUAUGCAAUUGUAGUACAGCACAGCUUUUCUCUAUUACUUUAAGUGCGCAUUAUUUAGAAAAAUAGGGGAAAAAAACUACCACAACUAUCCAUGAACAUCUGUUGUCGCACAGAAAUGUGAAAAAAAAAACCCACAGUAGGAGCUGCACAAUGUUUUACUGGGAUGUGAGAUCACUAUUCCAGUCCAUCCCCCGUCAAUAUAAGAGCUGUUUGCUGGCCUGAGGUCAAUAAGCCUCAUAGAAGUCUUUGCCACGGUGCUCCUUUACUAGCUAAAGCUCUCUGCUAUUCAACACGAAGCUGCCUGCCUCCUCCCAUCGCUACAGUAAACAGUAAUUAGACUCCACCUGUUGACACAACCAGGUACUACAGCUAAUCUAUACUAUUUGAAAUGUCUAUUAUUGAGAGAAAAACUGGACACGACUAAACAAAAACUACCUAGGAACAGCACAACAGACAUCUGUUGUCACAAAGAAAUGUGAAAAAAGCCACGAUGGAAGCUGCACAAUGUUCUACUGGGCUGUAAGAUCACUAUUCCAGUCCAUCCCUGGUCUAUAUAGGAGCUGUUACCUGGCCUGAGGUCAAUAUGCUUUUACUAGCUCCUUUACUAGCUAAACUCCCACAAAACUCUCUGCUAGUCAACACAAAACUGCUUGCCUCCUUCCGUCGCUAAAGUAAAAAGUAACUAGGAUCCACCUGCUGGCACAACCAGGUACUACAGCUAAUCUAUACUACUUGAAGUAUGUAUUACCUAGGAAAAUGGAAAAAAAAAAAUACACAAAAACUGCCCAGGAACAGCAGGAGAAACAUCUGUUGUCACACAGAAACAUGAAAAAAAGCCACAAUGGGAGCUGCACAAUGUUUUAGCGGGUUAUAAGAUCACUAUUCCAGUCGAUCCCUGGUCUAUAUAGGAGCAGUUUGCUGGCCUGACAUCAAUACAUCUCAUUGAAGUCUUUAUCAUGGUACUACUUCAGUAGCUAAAUGUCAACACGAAACUGCCUGCCUCCUCCUGUCGCUACAGUAAACAGUAAUUAGGAUCCCCCUGUUGGCACAACCAGGUACUACAGCUAAUCUGUACUACUAUUUACUACUAUUAUCUGGAAAAAUGUGAGACAGCUGAACAAAAACUGCCCAGGAACAACAUGAGGAACAUCUGUUGUCACACAGAAAUGUGAAAAAAAGCCACAAUGGGAGCUGCACAAUGUUUUCCUGGGAUGUGACAUCACUAUUCCAGGUUAUCCCUGGUCUAUACAGGAGCUGUUAGCUGGCCUGUCGUCAAUAUGCCUCAUAGAAGACUUUAUCUCAGUGCUCCUUUACUAGCUAAACUCCCACAAAGCUCCCUGGUAGUCAACAAGAAGCUGUCUUCCUCCUCCCGUUGCUACAGUAAACAGUAAUCAGGCUCCACCUGUUGGCACAACCAGAUGCUACAGCUAAUCUACACUACUUCAAGUGUGUAUUGUCUAGGAUAAUGGGGAAAAAAUGCACAAAAACUGCCCAGGAACAGCACGAGGAAAAACAACAAAGAUCCCAAGGUGUUGACCCAAACUCCCGAGAUCUCAACCCAACUGAGCAUCCACUGGACAAACCAGAAUGAACAUCACCUAUCAAGACACUAGAAGACCCUAAAGAUCCACUGGGAACAUCCAGGUGCUGGACACCACAGGUCCCAUGUCCAUGCCUCGACCAAUCAGAGCUGUUUUGGCAGCAAGAUGGGACCAACACAAUGUUAGACAGCUGGUUUUAAUGUUGUGGCUGGUUGGUGUUCUCACUCACUACUUUUUAAAAGUUUUAAAUGGGUUUGUGCCGCAAUAUUUAGAAGAAUUCUUGAUUCCUUGCAUCCCAACUAGAGCACUGAGUUCGACCAACCAGAUACUCCUGGAUGUUCAAGAUCCAGGUUUAGAAAAACAGAGGCGAUGAAGCUUUCACAGCAGCAACUUACAAUUUCUGCAACAGUUUUCGUGUACAAACUGCUCGGACUCUAGAAACAUUUAAGCUGAGAAUUGGAAGCUCUAUUGUCAUUGUAACGAAAUUACAAAAUGAUUUACUAAAUGAAAUGUGUUCAAAACUGUCACCCUUUUUUUCUAGAUGAUGACGAAAUAAUUAAUCAACAGAAACUAAACCUGCAAACAUUAAAGGUGGAGCAUGCAAUUCUAUUACAACACAGUUUUUGGCGAAUUCUGCAACUCUUUUGCUAGCUGUCCAUUCUGUGUGUGGGCUAAAAUAAAUCUGGUGUUUGUACAGUCCUGGCUCUGUAAAUGGGAAACAAACCCAGCUGCUUCAUGCGAUCCACACAAUUUUACUCAAGUUUGUCCUGUGCACAAGAAUUAACGUGGGGAAUGGAAGCAGUUGGUGCAAGAUGGAUUGUAAAUCUGGCACAUGCUAACGAGUUAAAGCCCUUUUCAGACAUGAGAUGUGUAACAAUGCGGCUUCAUUAAUCUGUUAAAGUGACGGCAUUCUGUCAUUCAGACGUAAGGUCACUUUAAUGUCCCUGAGGGCUUCAUUCAGACAUGAUAGUUGUCAUUUACAAGACUAGACUGGAUAGUAGUACAACUGAUAUAUAAAACAUAAUAAUGCACUCAUGAACUCAUGAGCAAAGGAUUAAAUGUAAACUAACAGCAGCUUAUCAAAAUGUCAGUCAAGUUUAUUUAUGAUUUCCUGUAAAUUCAGUGUAAAUUCAGUCCAUGUGUGGCAAUAAUCUACCUUCUACUUUACCGACAGUAAAAUUAAAAUUCUCCAACCUGAAGAUGGCUGCUAAUUAACCCUCGUGUCUUCCUGUGGGUCAAAAUUGACCCGUUUCAAAGUUUGAAAACAAAAAAUUUUCACAAUGAAACUUCAGAUGUCCACAUUUUCAACAUUUUGGGGAAAUUUUUGAACAUUUUUUGGUGGAAAGAAAGAAAUGUUAAAAAUGUUUCUUAACCCUCCUGUUGUCUUUAUUUAUGGGCACCAAAAAAUACUGUUUCCUUGUCUGAAAAACAUCCAAAAUUUCAGGUGAUUUUUUUUGUGAAUGUUCUUAAGAAACAUUUUUAACAUUUCUUUUUUUAACCAAAAAAUGUUCAAAGAUUUCCUAAAAAUGUUGAAAAUGUGGACAUCAGAAGUUUCACUGUGAAAACAUUUUUUUCCCCGCAUUUUCAAACUUUAAAACGGGUCAAUUUUGACCCGCAGGACGACACGAGGGUUAGGAACACUGACAAAAAAUUUUUAGAUUUUUUUUGUGAAUGUUCUUAAAGAAAAUAUUAGAAGUUUUACUGAUAUAUAUGUAUUUAUUUUAGAUAUUUUUAGGAUUUUUUGGAAGAUUUUUACUCCAUCCAUCCAUCCAUCCAUUAUCUAUACACCGCUUAAUCCUCACUAGGGUCAUGGGGGGCUGGAGUCUAUCCCAGCUGACUCAGGUGAAGGCAGGGGACACCCUAGACAGGUCACCAGUCUGUCACAGGGCUACAUACAGAGACAAACAAUCACUCUCACAUUCACACCUACGGGCAAUUUAGAAUGAUCAAUUAACCUCAGCAUAUUUUUUGGACUGUGGGAGGAAGCCGGAGUACCCGGAGAAAACCCACGCAUGCACAGGGAGAACAUGCAAACUCCAUGCAGAAAGAUCCCGGGAAAGCCGGGACGCGAACCAGGGAUCUUCUAGCUGCAAGGCGAAAGUGCUAACCACUACACCACUGUGCAGCCCAGAUUUUUACUCAUUUUUUGAAAAUAUUUACAAGAAUUUUCUUGCCAAAUUUGGGGGAUUUUUUUUCUAAAAUAAAACUUUCAAGGGAAACUUUUAAGGAAUUAUUGGAAUUUUCUUCCUGAAGGUUUUGCAAAUUUUCAGAAAUUUGGAGAAUUUUUUGCUGAAUUUUUGGAUUUUUUUCAGACAAGGAAACAAUAUUUUUUGGUGCCCAUAAAUGAAGACAACAGGAGGGUUAAGUAAUGAUUUACCUGAAGCUGAUAAACUGUAAGAAAAGUCUUCUGUAUGACCUUACAUUGGAUAAAUCCUCCUGUUGGGGAUAUUUUAUAAUUAUUGCUAGUUAAUGAAGUUACUGCUGUUGUGUGUAAUGAUCACAUGGAACCUGCAGGUAUUUAAUAAACUCAGAGGAAAUAUUCCUAAACAGCUGGAAGCGACAAACUAAACUUCAGCUCCUGUUGACAUCUACUGAAAAAAAUAACAUUGAGUGUCAUUAAUCUACACAGAAAGUUGGAUUAUUAUGGACAUUUCAGUUUGUGAUGGAUGUCAAAUUGGAGAACAAAUGAGCUGUGGUUUUGGCAGCAAACUGUCUUUUGCUGUCUGUGAUGGUUUUGGUCCAACAUUGGUGCUGAAAUGUGAAAAACAUCUUCCCUAACUCACUUUAAGUACCAUCAAAUAUCAUCACUCGUGCCUGUCUAUCCUCCUAAUGUGACUGAGUGCAGUUCAGGGUUGGAGUGAAAUGUUACUCGGUCCAACCUGGCAAGCUUUCAGUCACAGUUUACAGAAAAUUGAGCAGGAUGUUCAUUCAGACAUGAAGCCGACGUGUUGAGAUGCUGUCAGAUUAACAUAAAGGAGUGCAGGUCUGAAAGGGGCUUUCAUAUGCAAACUAACUGAAUAUCAACUUUCUCCAGUAGCAUGCUUCAUCUUUCUUCACUAAAGGCUUCUACUAAGUAGCACUGCAAGAAACACUUGCUGAAUUUCUGUCUUUUUCAUGAUUGUAAAAUGAAUAUCUUUAGGUUUUGGACAAUUAAUCAGCCAAAAUAUGAAAAUCUAAGAAGUGCACUUGGGCUUGAGGAGGUGGAAAUGUUUGUAAUUUUCAGACUACUUACUAAGAUUUAAUAAAGCAUUUCUUAAACACA
Molecule: messenger RNA, 8109 nt
Organism: Amphiprion ocellaris (clown anemonefish)
Lineage: Eukaryota; Metazoa; Chordata; Actinopteri; Pomacentridae
Exons: 5
Coding region: 482-2293 (603 amino acids)
Biological process (GO): positive regulation of translation; positive regulation of cell size
Source: RefSeq, a predicted model, not a curated record